This is a messenger RNA of Anthonomus grandis grandis, 634 nucleotides long. RefSeq lists its product as uncharacterized. The transcript has 4 exons. The annotation marks the transcript as partial. Lineage: Eukaryota; Metazoa; Arthropoda; Insecta; Coleoptera; Curculionidae. The record is from RefSeq and is a predicted model, not a curated record.
UUACCGGUCAUUGUAUUAUCAACUGACAAAAAAUCAACCUCCGACCCAUUAUUUUGGUUACGUGACGUUUUCGACCUUCAGUUUGACCGUAUUAUCUGUAGUCUGGAGUGCGCAUCCCCUAUCGUAAACGAGUUUACUAACAUUAUAUAUUUGUCAAACUGGAGUGGUCGAGAUGCGAAAGGUAUUGCUUUAUGCGGUGUUAAUUCUUUAUUUGAUAAUGACUUUGACUUUAAUUGCAAGGGAAAAACAUUCAAGAACGUGUCCCUUACAGCCUAUUAUCCCGACUACAUAGAUGCAGACAGAGAGCUUGGAUAUCAAGAUAAGAAGGGAAGAAAACUAAAAACUUUACAGGAUUACCUGGAUGACCGAUCUACCUUUGUCACCUUAAGUAUGGAUGAUAGACUAGGCAUUCCCUAUGGAGCUAAAGUUUGUAUUCCAGAACUAAACAAACAUUUUGGACAUAGGAUAAGACUAGAAGUAAGGGAUACUUCCUAUGAUUUACUAGGACAAGGGUAUUCUAGAGCAGAUAUUUGCGUUCGAACGGAAAUUGAUAGUUAUGAUAUUAGUGUUAAUAAACAAGUAACUUUAGUAUUUGUUUAACUCCAUUAUUAAGUAAUAAAUCAUAUUAUCAACA